Messenger RNA from Guyanagaster necrorhizus, 1494 nucleotides. Its product is annotated as aldehyde dehydrogenase family protein. Bases 1 to 1446 code for a protein of 481 amino acids. The transcript is spliced from 13 exons. The record is from RefSeq and is a predicted model, not a curated record. NCBI's taxonomy places the organism in Eukaryota, Fungi, Basidiomycota, Agaricomycetes, Agaricales, Physalacriaceae. Gene Ontology annotation, molecular function: oxidoreductase activity, acting on the aldehyde or oxo group of donors, NAD or NADP as acceptor.
AUGGCUUCUCGCGACUUUUCUUUCAGCACAGACUUUGGACACAUCGUCAACGGAAUAAAAGUCUACUCUCGAGACACACAAGGCGUAGUGAACCCAGCUAAUGAGGAAAUUCUAGCCUCGGUCCCAAUCGCUACCCGGAGCCAGCUGAACGACGCCGUGAAGGCCGCAUCACUCGCAUUUCCUGCUUGGGCUGCGCUGAACAUCGGAGAGCGGCAAAACCUGGUCACUCAACUGGGUGACUUAAUCAAGGACAAUUGUGACGACUUCACCGAACUUCUUAUCAAGGAAGUUGGAAAGUCCCGAACUUUGGCGGCCAUCGAAGUUGGAAGUUGCGUGGAGUGGUUUCAUGGGGUGGCGACUCAAUCUCUCCCACCUGAGACCAUCUUGGACACACCCCAGCGGACUGUGACGAUUCGAUACGUCCCAUAUGGCGUGUGUGCUGCGAUAACCCCUUGGAACUUUCCACUCUCUCUGCUAAAUUGGAAACUUGCACCUGCUCUCGUUACCGGAAACUGCGUCAUUGUUAAACCUUCUCCUUUCGCACCGCUUUCAGCCAUGAAAUUCGUUGAGUUAGCGCAAAGAAUCCUUCCACCUGGGGUUCUCUCGGUGCUAUCCGGUGAUGACAGUCUGGGGCCUUGGAUUGCAGAACAUCCUGAUAUUGCUCGAAUCUCUUUGACGGGCUCAAUUCCUGCCGGCCAAUCUGUGAUGCGCACAGCAGCUGCUUCUCUGAAGAGCCUCACACUGGAACUUGGUGGUAAUGAUCCUGCGGUGGUACUGAAGGAUGUGGACCCCAAAGAGAUUGCACCAAUGCUCUUUUGGGGAACAUUUUUUAACUCUGGACAGAUCUGUGUUGCGCUGAAACGGAUUUACAUCCAUGAGGACAUUUAUGACGCCGUAAGAGACGCGCUGGUCGAGUAUACGAAGACCGUCAGGAUUGGAGAUUGUCUCGAUCCGGAAGUAGGGAUGGGCCCAGUGCAAAACAAAGAGCAAUAUCGGAGACUAAGCUCUUUGAUUGAGGAGUGCCAUGCCCAAGGAUACAAGUUCGCGUGCGGCGGGAACUUGUUGCCUUCCGAGAGAAAAGGCUUUUUCUUGCCGGUCAGCAUUGUCGAUAAUCCACCCGAACAUUCAAGGAUUGUUCAAGAAGAGCAAUUUGGGCCCAUUAUCCCUCUGUUGAAGUGGCGCGACGAAGACGAUGUCAUCAGACGAAUGAAUCACGGGGUUUAUGGCCUAGCUGCAUCUGUAUGGAGCAAGAAUAUAGAGCAUGCUCAGAGAAUUGCGGAGCGACUUGAGGCUGGAACAGUCUGGAUCAAUGAAUCUCAGCAAUUCCAUUGGAACCAGCCCUUUGGAGGAUUCAAGCAAUCCGGGAUCGGCGUCGAACAUUCAAGACACGGUCUCGUAGCUUGGACAAACAUCAAAAGCACCACGGUAAAUAGACUGGGCGCUUGAGAUAAUGCUUCGAGUAAAUUAGCAAGAAUUGGCAACGAUGUACAGGGC